This is a messenger RNA of Aplysia californica (California sea hare), 1264 nucleotides long. Its product is annotated as collagen alpha-1(XII) chain. The coding region runs from base 416 to 1264 and encodes 282 amino acids. Lineage: Eukaryota; Metazoa; Mollusca; Gastropoda; Aplysiida; Aplysiidae. The transcript has 7 exons. The record is from RefSeq and is a predicted model, not a curated record.
GGGCAAAAAAGAAGGUAUCAAAUGCAUUCGACUAAAAGUGACUGAUGUUAUAAUGGCGCGGAAUAGCGACAGUCUUGUAAAAUAUUGAUCAGUUUCCCCAGAAACGAAGACACUUGGCGGCGAAAUAUUUACAGACAGCGGAGAGUGGCAGCAGCCAGGACAGUGCCUGGUCUAAAAGCAGACGUCUCUGGUUUCUGAACUGUUUCUUGCUUUCUAAGUAGAACUUUAUUUCCAAGAAAACUAAGCUCACAGUGGAGAGAACAAUUAAUUCCUUCGUCGGGAAAAAAUGGAAAAGACAAAAUCAGUCUGAUGUGACGUAAAAAAAUGUGUUAUAUUCUAAAACAGGAAUGCAAAACGUGGAGAGAAAACAGUUGAGAGAGUAGAUCUGUAGCCCUCGAGAUCGCCGGUAGUAAACAUGAGGACUUCUAUGUGUGCUGCGUUUCUUCUGUUUGCUCUUGCCGUAGAGCCUGAAACAGUUUCGAGUGACAAUGAUUGCGAACAUGUCCGUCUGGAUGUUGCCCUGGUCGUGGACUCGUCGAGCAGCGUCACCCGAGCAAACUUCAAGAAGACCGUGCGCUUUAUAGACGCCAUUCUCCGGCAGCUGCCCAUUGGACCUGAUGACGUAAGAGUGGCCAUCAUACGCUUCUCCCAUGGCUCUGACGUCAUGACCUAUUUUAAUGACGACAUGGACAAGGAUUCUAAACGCAAAGCCAUAAGGAAAAUGAGAUUUAACGGGGGUACUACAGCCACAGACAAAGCUAUCAAAGACUUGAGAGAGAAAGUCUUAGACAGUUCUCACGGGAACAGAGAAAACGUUCCUGACCUCGUAGUGCUGAUCACAGACGGAGCCUCCAAUAAUAUGACUGCUACUGUGAUUGAGGCCAACAUCUUGAAACAAAGGCCCGACCUAAGGAUCGUGACCCUGGGCAUUGGUGACCAGGUGGACAGAGCAGAGCUCCGCGUACUGGCCUCGAGUGACCGCGAGAUGUACGAGGCCCGCUCCUUUAAGAAAGUCAGGUCUUUCGUGGAGAAGAUUCUUCAAUGGGCGUGCUUGGCAGAAUACCGUGUACCGCCAGAGAAGAGGACCCGGGCCACUCACAGGGCCACAUCCACCACAGCGGCACACAGAGAAACCACCUCCACAACAAUGAAGGCUCCAGAAAAAGAGACCAGGUGCCUCUUAGAGCUGAAUGAGUUCAGGAAGAUAAUGGUGGAGUACCUCCCGGACGCCCGGAGAAAUCGGAGCAGGGGAACGAGCCAUUAA